Daldinia childiae is the source of this 633-nucleotide messenger RNA. RefSeq names its product Ras-related protein Rab6. The coding region runs from base 1 to 633 and encodes 210 amino acids. The transcript is spliced from 6 exons. NCBI's taxonomy places the organism in Eukaryota, Fungi, Ascomycota, Sordariomycetes, Xylariales, Hypoxylaceae. Gene Ontology annotation, molecular function: GTPase activity; GTP binding. The record is from RefSeq and is a predicted model, not a curated record.
AUGGCACAGACUGGAGGAGCAGGUGGUUACAACAACCCGUUGAAGAAAUUCAAGUUGGUGUUUCUCGGUGAACAAAGCGUCGGGAAAACAUCCUUGAUAACGCGGUUCAUGUACGACUCCUUCGAUAAUAUGUACCAAGCUACGAUCGGUAUCGACUUUCUGUCCAAGACAAUGUACCUUGAGGAUCGAACGGUGCGAUUACAAUUAUGGGAUACAGCAGGUCAAGAGCGAUUCAGGAGUCUGAUUCCCUCAUACAUCCGAGAUUCGAGCGUUGCGGUAGUUGUCUACGAUAUUUCCAAUGCGAAGUCAUUCCAAAAUACUAAGAAAUGGAUCGAUGACGUACGCGCGGAACGAGGUAACGAUGUGAUUAUCGUGCUUGUAGGGAACAAGACGGACUUGAACGACAAGCGAGAAGUUACUACGGCGCAAGGUGAAGAAGAAGCCAAGAAGAACAACCUGAUGUUCGUCGAGACGAGUGCGAAGCUCGGCCACAACGUAAAGAAUCUAUUCAGGAGGAUAGCACAGGCUCUUCCCGGUAUGGAGGGGACGGAUGCUGCAGCACAAGCUUCAUCACAGAUGAUCGACGUAAAGACAAACCCACAAACCUCUCAGCAAGAAGGGUGUGCGUGCUAG